AUGGACGGUCGCCAGCCUAACCCCUUCCAGAUCCGCGAUAUCCCCCACCAGCCGUGGUCCUUUGAUGGGAUGAAUGAAGCGGUACAAGCUACUCUGCUCCAGCCUAUUGCCCCACAGGACGCGCAAAACCUUGGAUCUGUACCGGCUCGAGGCAGUGCAAUGACUGGACAACCAUCGCCCCACAGACCUUCCACCAGACCCGGCUCGGACAGAUACAGUUGGCACAAUCCGCUCGGGCGAAACCAGGAAAACGUACCGCCACGCAGCUCUCGGAGAAACACCACACAACAGCCGAGUCAGUCCCGCAGAUCACGGCAAAAUGCAGAUCAAGGUGCAAACAAUCACCACGUCGUCCCCUAUGCCCUCGGCACACGAGAAGAAGUCCAGUCUGAAGACUAUGUCAGUCCCCUAGCUACCAUGUACGGCAGAGCCUGGAACCGCUAUAGAGAAGCCGAAGAGCGCCGAGCUGCCAACAGGCAACUAAAUACCGACGCGGUCGAUAUGUUUGGGACCGGGCCACCUCAACUUCAAGAUCCGGGUCAGCAAUUCAUCGAGAGUAUGAACAAUAUGAGAAGGGUAUCUGAGCAGGAGUUCCGUGCAAGGAUGGAUGCAAUUGCAGAGGCCCAAGCAGCUCUUAUGAACCCGCUCACAGAGCCCGACGUCAAUCCCAUCGACUCACAGUUGUCACGCCCACCACCGAUCUCGUCGGAGGAAAUGACUGCAAACAUCGAGUGCAGAAUAUGCCACGAGCAAAAGAUGGAUACCAUUCUGGAACCCUGUAUGCACCUUAGCAUUUGCCACUGGUGCUUGGAGGUGAUGCGAGCCCGGGUCCGCCGGUAUCGAAUCGAUCCUGAGAAUGGUGAGAGACGGUUGAGGUGUCCAAUCUGCCGCCGUAAUGUGACGCAGGCAAGGAGAAUUUACAUGGCUUUAUGA
Messenger RNA from Cladophialophora yegresii CBS 114405, 933 nucleotides. RefSeq lists its product as uncharacterized. Bases 1 to 933 code for a protein of 310 amino acids. The transcript has a single exon. The record is from RefSeq and is a predicted model, not a curated record. Lineage: Eukaryota; Fungi; Ascomycota; Eurotiomycetes; Chaetothyriales; Herpotrichiellaceae.